CUUUAAGGACCAAUCUGCAACCAUACCCCAAAAUUUCCGCCAAAAGGAUAUUCUUUCUCGCAGAGCCUCUUCCUCCCUUUCGUAUCCUCUUCUUCUCCAGAAGCGACGGAGACGAUUUCUUCUGUGAUGCCGCAGUCUAUCGUUACCACCAAUCACCACCGUCCUCCUCCGCUGACUACCAACACAACAUGCUGCUCUUUGUCGAGCUUCGUACCAUCGUUACCGAGAUCGAUUCGAUUUCCAGCGGCGAAAUUUGGUUAUACGUUGACGUUUUCGCCAUACGGGAGUACAACUAGCAGUAGAAAUAAGGUGGUUAUAUGUAUGGCGAAGGAGAGGAGGGUGAAAAUGGUGGCGAAGCAGAUACAGAGAGAGCUAUCUGAUAUGUUGCUGACCGACCAGGUUUUACAGUACGCUAUUCUCCCCGAAGCUGCCCUCGGUGCUGACCGGUAUCUGUCAUCUCUUACUACCAUCAGUGAUGUUGAAGUCUCAUCGGAUUUACAGGUGGUUAAGGUAUAUGUAUCUGUUUUUGGUGAUGAAAGAGGAAAAGAGGUUGCCCUUUCUGGGUUGAAGUCAAAAGCAAAAUACGUACGUGGUCAAUUGGGUAAGCGUAUGAAAUUACGACUUACCCCUGAGAUACGUUUUAUUGAAGAUGAAUCUAUAGAGAGAGGAAGCAGGGUGAUUGCUAUAUUAGAUAAGAUAAAGGGUGAGAAGAAGACCACACAGGAUCCAACGGUUGACCAAGAUGAGUCAACCGAUCCAAAUUAUGACAAUGAAGAAUGGGAGGAUGAUGAUGAUGAUGACAUCAUCUAUGUGAAGUAGUUUUUGCUAGUUGCUUUAGAUUAAAGCUUGUUUGACUUUAUGCAUGCUUCUUUUCCCCAAGGAAGCUCAUGGAUUAAGGAGCCACUGCAUUGCAUUGGUAUGUAAAUAACUUUUGAGAAAGAAGAAGGGGGGGAGGGUAGCAAAGAUGGUUUGUGUUUUAUUUUCAUAUAAUACGUUGUGACUGAUUUAAUUUUCCCCCAAUGUUAGUUAGGGUUGAAUGUUUGUUUAUGCAACAAGGGUUCAUCUUUUUUCAGUUAUGCAACAAAGUUGUUUUUCGGAACAAAUAUGCAAAUCAUUUAACCCAGUUGCAACUCCAAUUACGUUGUCGCAUAUUUUGGCUCUAAUUUGAAAAACGGUUGUAUAUUGUCUUCAUUGAAUGCUAGUGCCACGUCAUGAGGUAAGAAGCACCAUAUUAUAUUACAAUGUUACAUAUAUUUCGUCUAAAACAUCAUUUUGUUGCGUAAAAAUAUAAAUUGUUUUAACCUAGUGCAUGUGUUAAAAUGGAGUACUUAGGUACUCAUUGUCAUUUGAUUUGUAGUGAAAAGCAAUGUUGCUCCACAGAAUUAUCAUUUGUAUCGAAUCAUAUUAUGGGG
Molecule: messenger RNA, 1412 nt
Organism: Lactuca saligna
Lineage: Eukaryota; Viridiplantae; Streptophyta; Magnoliopsida; Asterales; Asteraceae
Source: the annotation of a GenBank genome assembly